AUCAUUCGAUGGAAAUACAUUGAUAAAACUCAAAUUGUUCGAUAAUACUUCUUGAGAUGCUUUAUCUACAAUUGAUAUUGUUUAUAUAGUAUCGGGUUUAAGUGUUUCAUUUCCACUUAGAAUUGAAAAUUCAUAUUGUUUUGACAUGUGGGCUGUGCUAUUAUUUUUUUCACUGUGUGGUUUAGUUCAAGGAGUGUAUAGAAUUGACCCCCUGGUUUCUACAAGAACGGGUCUUAUAAGAGGACUGUCAGGCAAUGGUUACGCCAAAUUUUUAGGCGUGCCUUAUGGUUUGGUUGAUGCAAACAAUCCUUUUGGGAAAUCACUGCCAUAUCCAGUCUUUGAAAAUAUAUUUGAAGCUACUGAAUCAAAAAUAUGUCCCCAAGUACGACAAGGGGUGCCUAUUGGUACCCUCGACUGUCUAACUUUGGACAUCUAUGUGCCAAACACUGCGGACUCACGAAACCCUCUGCCAGUAAUGGUAUGGAUAUAUGGUGGAGCUUGGGUUAGUGGCAGUAACACAGCAGAAGCUAGUGAUCCAGUCUCUCUUCUCAAGCAUGACGUCAUUGUAGUAGCUAUAAACUACAGAGUAGGUGUUUAUGGCUUCCUGUGUCUAGAUACACCUGAAGUUCCUGGCAACCAAGGACUUAAAGAUCAAACGUUAGCCCUAAGAUGGAUCAGAGAUAACAUUGCUGCUUUUGGAGGUAAUGAUCAAAAGAUCACAAUUUUUGGUGAGAGCGCCGGUGGCAUGUCAGUAAACCUACAUCUAUUUUCGCUGAAUGAAAAGCUUUUUAAUCAAGCAAUUAUACAAAGUGGCCCUGCGUUGAGUUAUUGGAUGAUGGUGAAAUCUAAUGAUACAAUACCUUCGAUACUUGCGGAAGAACUUGGUUAUUUUACCUUGGAUGUAGAUGACGCUCUACGUUACCUUUCUACUGUAGAUCCACACCUUUUAGUUAUAAGAGCUGAUGGUUUGAAAAUCACUAGUGGAUCAGGCACUGAUCAACCGUUAACAAAACCUUGUGUUGAGAAAGUCUUUGAAGGAGUCGAACAUUUUAUAACCGAGCAUCCAAUGAACGUGAAAGCCAGCAAAGCUCGUAAAACGCCAAUCAUAAUUGGACAUACCAGAAGAGAAUUUCACUUCCAAUAUGGUUAUCAAGAUGCAGCGUUUUUCGAAUCUUACGACCUAAAAACUUUAUUUAAAUUAGGAUUCUAUAUCGGAGAUGAAAUGGAAACAGCUAUAAAUGAAGUCAAGCAGUUCUAUAUUGGUGACGAGAAAAUUAGUAAGAAUGUUUCCAAUGAACUUAUAGAUUUAGGAACUGACCUCAUAUUUGGUCACUCAACGAAGAGAAUGGCUGAACAACUACUAGAAAGCGAUGCUGAAAAAGUAUACAGAUACGUUUAUUCUUAUGAGAAUGCUAGCCAUGGAGAUGAGCUAUCAUAUUUAUUUGAUGCAAACUGGUGGGUUGAUAUGACUGAGGAAGAACAACUUGCAGUCAACCAGUCUCCAAUGAAAGCCAAAUUAACCUUGCUUUGGACUAACUUUGCGAAAUAUGGAAAUCCUACCCCGGCGCCUUCAGAACUAAUUCCAUUUACAUGGACUCCUAUAACGAAGACUACUCAGCCGUAUUUAAACAUGGAUUCCGAGUUCACUGUCAGCAGCAGACCUGACCACAGCAGAAUGGCAUUUUGGGACUUGUUCUAUAAACUUUAUGGAAAACAUCAAAAAUGGUAGACUGGUAUAUAACACCAUAUCAACAUCCUCAUUAAGAAACGAAAGAAAAUGUAAAAUUAAACCAUAAAGUUACUUAAAACAA
This is a messenger RNA of Helicoverpa armigera (cotton bollworm), 1811 nucleotides long. RefSeq names its product acetylcholinesterase. NCBI's taxonomy places the organism in Eukaryota, Metazoa, Arthropoda, Insecta, Lepidoptera, Noctuidae. The transcript has 3 exons. The record is from RefSeq and is a predicted model, not a curated record. The coding region runs from base 146 to 1729 and encodes 527 amino acids.